Molecule: messenger RNA, 562 nt
Organism: Callorhinchus milii (elephant shark)
Lineage: Eukaryota; Metazoa; Chordata; Chondrichthyes; Chimaeriformes; Callorhinchidae
Gene: snrpe
Product: small nuclear ribonucleoprotein polypeptide E
Exons: 5
Coding region: 83-361 (92 amino acids)
Biological process (GO): mRNA splicing, via spliceosome; spliceosomal snRNP assembly
Cellular component (GO): U1 snRNP; U4/U6 x U5 tri-snRNP complex; U5 snRNP
Molecular function (GO): RNA binding
Source: RefSeq, marked provisional
CUCGCCGCCAUUUUGUUUGUCCGUUGCCGCCGCCGUCGCUACCGUUCGUCUCGUCGUUGCCGUCGAGGAACCCGCAGCAGCCAUGGCGUACCGCGGGCAGGCACAGAAAGUACAGAAAGUGAUGGUGCAGCCCAUCAAUCUUAUUUUCAGAUAUCUUCAGAAUAGAUCCAGAAUUCAAGUCUGGUUGUAUGAACAAGUAAACAUGAGGAUAGAAGGCUGCAUCAUUGGGUUUGAUGAAUACAUGAACCUCGUCCUGGAUGAUGCAGAGGAAAUUCACAUGAAAUCAAAAGCAAGGAAACCGUUAGGCCGUGUUAUGUUGAAAGGCGAUAACAUUACCCUACUUCAGAGUGUCACCUCCUAGGACUGGCGUCCCUCAGAAUUGGCUCUACCCAUACCUGUUCCACGUACUAUGAUAUGUGUACUUGGAUUUUUUUUUAGGGUCGCAAUUUGUGUGUGUUUUUUUAGUAACAUUCGUUUUGUGCAGUUCGGGGCAUUCCGUCAAACAGAAUAAAUUUUGACUUCCUUUUGUAUAAGUCGAUUACUGAAUAAAAGUACGCAUUGU